Messenger RNA from Opisthorchis viverrini, 366 nucleotides. RefSeq lists its product as hypothetical. The coding region runs from base 1 to 366 and encodes 121 amino acids. NCBI's taxonomy places the organism in Eukaryota, Metazoa, Platyhelminthes, Trematoda, Opisthorchiida, Opisthorchiidae. The transcript has 2 exons. The record is from RefSeq and is a predicted model, not a curated record.
AUGGAAGACAUGCGCCGGAAGAGCAUUCCAACUGAACAGUUAUUACUCAUACAACUGCACAUAUUGUUCGAUGAAUGUAGACCCACUGGUUCGGACAGUGAAACAGACUUCGACUUCCUUCUGAAUAAGCCUCGACAAACUAGUAGUAUCUCAGCUCUCGUGCUUCCUUCGGGUGGCAUCGAGGUGUUCCAGCUGAACCAGUUUACAAUAGGUAAGCUGGUAGCUCUACGAUUACCACAAUGGGACGAGUCCGACAAUUCAGGUUUCAGUGAAGGUACGAACUUCCAGGAGAGUAGCUGCAACAUUUCACUGAGGCCCCGAACAGUUGAGCCGAAAGCGGUAGCCCAUACAAGGCGAUUGACGUAG